Olea europaea var. sylvestris is the source of this 2171-nucleotide messenger RNA. RefSeq lists its product as uncharacterized. The record is from RefSeq and is a predicted model, not a curated record. Bases 72 to 2030 code for a protein of 652 amino acids. The transcript is spliced from 6 exons. NCBI's taxonomy places the organism in Eukaryota, Viridiplantae, Streptophyta, Magnoliopsida, Lamiales, Oleaceae. Gene Ontology annotation, biological process: intracellular signal transduction.
CAAUAUAACCCUUCCGCUCCUCUCUCUCUCUCUCUCUCUCUCUCUCUCUCAAUUUCAUUUAUCAUUCAGUAAUGGAAUUAUUAUGUGAAGGAGGAGAAAACAGAAACACAGAACAACCCCAUGCAAUUGCAGAAGAAGGGGAAGAAAUUAUCUUCCCCGAGAAUGAGGAGAAUCUUGAUGGAAAUGGAAAAACGGAUUCAGAAAGAUACGGGAAUUCCGAUUCUAAUGGAGAACAGGAGAUGGAAGUCAAUGCCCAGAUGAUAAUCAAUUCAGAAAAAGCAAAUGGAGCCGUACAAGAAAUGAUCCAACUGCCCCAUUCGCAGCUGCCCAAGCCAGAAGCGCCGCUGGGGAUUAAUCUAUCGCCGAAGAUGGAAAGGUCAGUUUCAGCGCCGGAUGAUAUUGAUAUGCUGGCGAUCGGGAAAUUUAUUCGCGACAAGAGAAAUAGCUUUUCCGCCGCCAUAACCAGGCGGUGGUCGUCGUUGAGAGAAGUAAGAAACAACGAUGGAGACGACGAGGCUGUAGUGAAGCCCGCGUCACAAGUUAUGGAAUUCAAUCUUGUAGGACUGAAAGUGAUCAAAUCACAGAAAGAAUUAGGCAAGGUAGAGCUGAAAGGAAGAAUUAGCUUUUUCUCGCGAUCGAAUUGCAGGGACUGUACUGCAGUCAGAUCAUUUUUGCGCGAAAAGAAUCUGAAUUUUGCGGAGAUCAAUAUCGACGUGUAUCCCACGAGAGAAAAGGAGUUAAUCGAAAGGACAGGCAGUGGAACAGUGCCACAGAUAUUUUUCAACGAAAAGCUGAUCGGAGGAUUGGUUGUAUUAAAUUCUUUGAGGAAUGGUGGGAUGUUGGAGAAGAAAAUGGAGGAGAUUCUGGGAAGUAAAUGUCCUGAUGAUGCGCCGGCGCCGCCCGUCUACGGCUUCGAUGAUCCGGAGGAGGAGGAGGAGAGUUUAGAUGAGAUGGUGGCGAUCGUUAAGGUUUUGCGGCAGAGGCUGCCCAUUCAGGACCGUCUGAUGAAGAUGAAGAUUAUCAAGAAUUGCUUCAACGGAGCUGAUCUUGUGGAGGUUCUAACACACCACUUGGACUGCGGCAGGAAGAAGGCCAUUGAGAUUGGGAAGCAGCUGGCAAGAAAGCAUUUCAUUCAUCAUGUUUUUGGUGAAAAUGAAUUUGCGGAUGGAAAUCACACCUAUCGAUUCCUAGAGCACGAGCCUUUCAUUCCUAAAUGUUAUAAUUUCAGAGGAUCAGUAAAUGACAGUGAACCCAAGAAUGCUGCUACUGUAAGUCAGAGGCUUGCCCGAAUAAUGUCCGCCAUACUCGAGUCCUAUGCCUCUGAUGACAGACGCCAUCUUGAUUUCGUCGGCAUCAGAAAUAGUGAAGAAUUACGGAGGUACAUAAAUUUAGUGCAGGAUCUCCAGAGAGUGAAUGUAUCGACACUUUCAACGGACGAGAAGUUGGCUUUCUUCUUAAACCUGCAUAAUGCCAUGGCUAUUCAUGCCGUCAUUAGAAUUGGCAAUCCUGGAGGCAUGAUCGAUGGGAGGGCUUUCUUUGAUGAUUUCAUGUAUGUGGUUGGGGGCUACCCCUAUUCCAUGAGCUCAAUAAGAAAUGGGAUUCUUAGAAGCAAUAAAAGAGCACCUUUCUCAUUAACAAAGCCUUUUAGUGGUGGAGAUAAGCGUCUAGAGUUGGUGUUUCCAAAAGUGAAUCUACUAAUUCACUUUGGGCUCUACAAUGCGACAAGGUCGAGCCCCAUGGUGAAAUUCUUCACUGCUCAGGGAGUAGCAUCAGAAUUAAGAUAUGCUGCAAGGGAGUUUUUCCAAAGGGAUGACGGAAUGCACGUAGAUCUUGCCAAGAGGACCGUGUACCUCUCUCGCGUUAUCAAGUGGUUCAGUGCUGAUUUUGGGCAAGAAAAAGAAAUUCCUAAGUGGAUCAUAAGUUACUUGGAUGCAACCAAGGCAGGUCUUUUGACACACCUUAUGAAUGAUGGUGGCCCAAUUAAUAUAGCGUAUCAAAAAUUUGAUUGGUCUCUCAAUUCCUCUUUUUAAAUUUUAUGUUUUCAUAUCUUAGUUUUUUGAAAUUUCAGGAGUGAUAUAAUAUAUUUAUAAAGGAGUGAUAAAAAAAUGAAUUUGACAUGUACUCUAAUUAUUUAAGCCUCAUCUAAUUGUUCAACAAUAUCUAUUAGCUUA